Microtus oregoni (creeping vole) is the source of this 4072-nucleotide messenger RNA. RefSeq names its product oxysterol-binding protein-related protein 6. Gene Ontology annotation, cellular component: perinuclear endoplasmic reticulum; intracellular membrane-bounded organelle; cytosol. The record is from RefSeq and is a predicted model, not a curated record. NCBI's taxonomy places the organism in Eukaryota, Metazoa, Chordata, Mammalia, Rodentia, Cricetidae. The transcript is spliced from 27 exons. The coding region runs from base 594 to 3491 and encodes 965 amino acids. Gene Ontology annotation, molecular function: cholesterol binding.
CCGGGCCCGCGGGAUCGAUCUGGGCUGGCGGGUGAACAGGAGCCGGGGGGCGGGGAGCCCGGAGCGCCGCCCCGCCAGCGCGCCCCGCCCGUGGGAGAGGAGGGGCUGCGGCGCGGAGGACCACUGGAGGCGCCGCGCGGCCGCCGCUGUCCGCUCUGGAGACCGCAGCUCGGCGCAGGCGGCGCCGGUCCCUGCGCCUCCGGAGCCUCCGCCAGCCAGCGCGCCGAGCGGAUAGCACGGGCCAUCUCCCACGGCGACCUUCCGCUCGCCCUGCAGGUUCUGCUCCCUGCCGGGAAAACAGCUAACGAGGACAAUUAAGGCACCACCAGUGCCAACAGACUGGCGGACUGUGUCCCAGGAAUAGCAGAAGGCAUCUGAGGUCAGUUCACUAAGAAGCUAAUGGUGCAGGCAAGCUAGAAGACUUCGACACAAGGCAAAGGUGAUUUGGACACCCCAGUAGUAACCUGUGCUUUCCUGGUCCAGUCUGAUCUGUGUGAGAUGGACUAAAGCUGCCAUUUGUCCGGUUCUUCGUCUGGGAGUCGGAAGGAGGAUUGGGAUGGUCUCACGUGCACACCCCUAGACUAACUGCCGUGAUGAGUUCAGACGAGAAGGGCAUAUCCCCUGCUCAUAAAACAUCCACUCCGACCCAUAGAAGUGCCUCAACGUCCUCCCAGAGGGAAAGCAGGCAGAGUAUCCACGUUCUGGAGAGGACCGCGUCAUCAAGCACAGAGCCCUCCAUCAGCCGGCAGUUGCUGGAGCCGGAGCCCAUCCCCCUCUCCAAGGAAGCUGACAGCUGGGAAAUUAUAGAAGGACUGAAAAUAGGCCAAACCAAUGUCCAGAAACCAGACAGGCACGAGGGGUUUAUGCUGAAGAAAAGAAAAUGGCCUUUAAAGGGCUGGCAUAAGCGCUUUUUUGUCCUGGACAAUGGACUGUUGAAGUACUCAAAGGCUCCACUCGACAUCCAAAAGGGGAAGGUCCAUGGGAGCAUUGAUGUUGGACUGUCUGUCAUGUCAAUUAAAAAGAAAGCUCGGAGAAUAGACCUUGACACGGAGGAGCACAUCUAUCAUUUGAAGGUGAAAUCCCAGGACUGGUUUGAUGCUUGGGUCUCCAAACUGCGUCAUCACCGCCUGUACCGUCAGAACGAGAUUGUGCGAUCGCCAAGAGAUGCCAGUUUCCACAUCUUCCCCGCAGCUUCGACAGCCGAGUCCUCCCCGGCUGCUAACGUUUCUGUUGUGGAUGGAAAGAUGCAGCCCAACAGUUUUCCAUGGCAGUCCCCUCUACCAUGCAGUAACAGCCUCCCUGCGACCUGCACAACGGGGCAGAGUAAAGUGGCGGCCUGGCUGCAGGACUCCGAAGAGAUGGAUAGGUGUGCGGAAGAUCUUGCACACUGUCAGUCAAACCUUGUGGAACUUAGCAAGCUCCUGCAAAACCUGGAGAUACUUCAGAGGACCCAGUCAGCCCCGAACUUCACUGACAUGCAGGCUAACUGUGUAGAUAUUUCAAAGAAAGACAAGCGGGUCACCAGACGCUGGAGAACAAAAAGUGUCAGCAAAGAUACAAAAAUCCAACUGCAGGAAGGGCCACCUGCGAAGGGCCAGUUCAACACAAUUCGGCGCCGGCAGAGGCUAGCGGCAGCAGUGGCUACCACAGUUCCCUUCAGCGCCACCAUGUCCCCAGUGCGUCUGCAUUCCUCCAACCCCAACCUCUGUGCAGAUACCGAGUUCCAGACCCCUCCUAGCCACCUCACUGACCCUCUGGAAAGUUCCACGGAUUAUACAAAGCUACAAGAAGAAUUUUGUCUGAUCGCACAGAAAGUGCAUUCUCUUUUGAAGUCUGCAUUUAAUAGCAUCGCUAUAGAGAAGGAGAAGCUGAAGCAGAUGGUUUCCGAGCAAGACCACAACAAAGGCCAUAGCACACAGAUGGCCAGGCUCCGGCAAUCACUAUCACAGAGUGAAGGAGCCAGCAAGUCGUGGGCACUCAACCAGAAUGCUGAGCUCAGGAGUCGGCUGAACAGAAUACACUCAGAGUCUAUCAUCUGUGAUCAGGUUGUCAGUGUAAAUAUUAUCCCUAGCCCUGAUGAGGCCGGUGAGCAAAUCCAUGUCAACCUCCCUCUGUCACAGCAGGUGGCCAAUGAGAGCCGCCUCUCCAUGUCAGAAUCUGUGUCCGAGUUCUUCGAUGCCCAAGAGGUGCUUCUGUCUGCAAGUUCAUCAGAGAACGAGGCCUCUGACGAUGAGUCCUACAUCAGCGACGUGAGUGACAACAUAUCCGAAGACAACACCAGUGUCGCCGACAAUAUUUCUCGGCAAAUCCUGAAUGGGGAGCUCACAGGAGGUGCCUUCAGGAACGGCCGCCGCACGUGCCUGCCUGCUCCUUGCCCUGACACCAGUAACAUUAACCUGUGGAAUAUCUUGAGAAACAACAUUGGCAAAGACCUGUCGAAGGUCUCCAUGCCUGUGGAGCUCAACGAGCCACUCAACACUCUGCAGCACCUCUGUGAAGAACUGGAGUAUAGCGAGCUCCUGGACAAGGCCUCGGAGACUGACGACCCCUAUGAGAGGAUGGUUCUCGUUGCUGCGUUUGCCGUCUCAGGGUACUGCUCCACCUACUUCAGAGCAGGAAGCAAACCGUUCAACCCCGUCCUGGGGGAGACCUACGAAUGCAUAAGAGAAGAUAAGGGGUUCCGGUUCUUCUCAGAACAAGUUAGCCAUCAUCCACCCAUUUCUGCCUGCCACUGUGAAUCAAAGAACUUUGUGUUCUGGCAAGAUAUCAGAUGGAAAAAUAAGUUCUGGGGGAAGUCGAUGGAGAUCCUGCCGGUUGGAACCCUGAAUGUUACGCUUCCAAAGUAUGGAGAUUACUACGUGUGGAACAAAGUCACCACGUGUAUACACAACAUCCUCAGUGGGAGAAGAUGGAUCGAGCAUUAUGGUGAAGUAACCAUUAGAAAUACCAAAAGCAGUGUUUGCCUCUGCAAACUCACGUUUGUUAAGGUGAAUUACUGGAACUCCAAUGUGAAUGAAGUCCAGGGCGUGGUGAUAGACCAGGAAGGGAAGGUGGUGCACCGGCUCUUUGGGAAGUGGCAUGAAGGACUCUAUUGCGGGGUGGCCCCCUCUGCCAAGUGCAUCUGGAGACCAGGUUCCCUGCCAACCAACUAUGAGCUGUACUACGGCUUCACGAGGUUUGCUGUGGAGCUCAACGAGUUGGAUCCUGUGCUGAAGGACCUCCUUCCUCCCACGGAUGCCCGAUUCCGGCCAGAUCAAAGAUUUCUGGAAGAGGGAAACUUAGAAGCCGCUGCCGCAGAGAAACAAAGAGUUGAGGAACUCCAAAGAUCCCGAAGACGGUACAUGGAGGAAAACAACCUUGAACAUAUACCAAAAUUUUUUAAAAAAGUAAUUGAUGCAAAUCAAAGAGAAGCCUGGGUUUCUAAUGACACCUACUGGGAGCUUCGGAAGGACCCUGGGUUUAGCAAAGUAGAGAGCCCUGUGCUGUGGUAAACUGGAGGCGUAGAGGUAGCUACCAUACCACACUCCGGAUGAAUAAAUAACUAUGCACAAUUACGUUUCUUAUAGCUGCGCGUGGUUUCUGGGUCUACUGAAAACCUCCCAUUUGCUUUUCUAUUCAUCUUUAUAAUGGAUUUUCAAAAGUGCAUUAGACAAGGCUCCUAACCACUUUUGGAUCCUUUCUGUUUUGCUGCAACCAUAUUCCUUAAAAAAAAAAAAAAACACAAUUAAAAGAGAAAAGAAAAGAAAACCCAUGCCCUCCUCGGAAAGCAGACUGACAGAAGGGAGUAUAAAAUCCAAAGGCGGAAGAGUUGGUCAAGAAGAUCACACUGUAACCGGUGCUUCACGCGGAUCGGGGCGUGUAAGAUGACGGUACUGCUACACGUUUGGUCUGCUGGCUGAAAGCGUCAUCCCCUACCUUAGAGCUCCUGGGCCGGAGCGGUCGGUUAGUUCAGACCCGAAGUGUUUUUGGAUGUGGUGUGCUUGUACCAGCCUCGUCAAAAUAGACGUGAUGCUUCCGGAAACCCAUCCCAUCUUUACAUUGUUCAUGCCUUAAGAAAUGCAAAGAUGUACAA